This is a messenger RNA of Athalia rosae (coleseed sawfly), 977 nucleotides long. It is a transcript of the gene Tcs1, whose product is annotated as threonylcarbamoyl-AMP synthase. Gene Ontology annotation, molecular function: nucleotidyltransferase activity; double-stranded RNA binding; tRNA binding. Gene Ontology annotation, cellular component: cytoplasm. The record is from RefSeq and is a predicted model, not a curated record. The transcript has a single exon. Bases 1 to 762 code for a protein of 253 amino acids. NCBI's taxonomy places the organism in Eukaryota, Metazoa, Arthropoda, Insecta, Hymenoptera, Athaliidae. Gene Ontology annotation, biological process: regulation of translational fidelity.
AUGAAUUUAGAUGAAUUGACAAGUACAGCUAUGAGUCCAAUGAAGCAGGCUUUCAGGUCACUUGAGACUCCACUAAAAUAUCUACAGCCUGGUUCUGAACUCUUGGUAUCUCAUGGUUCAAAGCAUGUAGCUAUGGCGGUUCGCUUACUUCAGGAUAAUCGUGUGAUAGCUCUGCCUACAGAUACAAUAUAUGGUUUUGCAGGUCUGGCACAAAGUAAUGAAUCUAUAAAAAGACUGUACAACAUCAAACAGCGAGAUGUUCGUAAGCCUUUGGCGAUCUGUGUUGGUGAAAUUGCGGACGUUAAGACAUGGGGUAUUGUUGAAUCGUUGCCAGAGGGACUGUUGGAUUUAUUGUUACCUGGACCAGUGACACUAGUGUUGAAGCGUACACCUAAACUGAAUCCACUCUUCAAUCCUAAUGUACAAAAUAUUGGAAUCAGGAUUCCAAAUGCACAAUUUAUCAGAGAUAUUGCUAAAAAAUUAAAAGAGCCAUUGGCUUUAACAAGUGCAAACGAGAGCAAUAAGCCAAGCACCCUAGACCCUACAGAAUUUUCUUCACUCUGGCCACAGUUGGGGGCAGUUUUUUAUUCCGAACAAAAGGUUACAGAUCAUGAAUUGGCCAGAGCUGGUUCAACUGUAGUUGAUUUAUCCCAUCCUGGAAAAUAUUCAAUAAUUCGUACCGGAAGCGCGGAAUUAGAAACUAUUCAAAUCCUGAAGAAGUUUCAACUCCUUGAAUACGAUUAUAAGCAUCAGCGAGAAUAAGCUGUACACAAACCUCAGUCAUAACUGGUAUAGUUGGACACUACGCGAUAUAAUUUAGCUUUGGGUACAUGCUAAAUAUUAAACUAAAUUACUUCAGAAUAAUGUUGUGUUCUUCUGAAACCAAUGUUAUAAUAAAUUGUUUAGAUUCAAAAUCAUUUUUGUUCGUGUUUGCGGUAAUGUUAUACAUAACAUGUGAAAUACAUUGUGAAUGAAAA